Molecule: messenger RNA, 2106 nt
Organism: Aspergillus fumigatus Af293
Lineage: Eukaryota; Fungi; Ascomycota; Eurotiomycetes; Eurotiales; Aspergillaceae
Product: putative urea active transporter
Exons: 10
Coding region: 1-2106 (701 amino acids)
Biological process (GO): urea transmembrane transport
Cellular component (GO): plasma membrane
Molecular function (GO): urea transmembrane transporter activity
Source: RefSeq, a predicted model, not a curated record
AUGGCCAGCUCUCCAGCUCAGAAUGCCGAGGAUGUGGUCCAGGCUCCUCUGCCACAGGUGGCAGGCUACUUGAUAGUCGUGGUCUUGGGGUUGAUCAUCGCAUUGGGUAUGUCGAUGCUGCUGGACCGGGAAAGACCACUAACAGGCGCAGUGAUGAUGGGUGUCACCAAGGUUCUCAAGAGAACGGCAGGUGAAGAUAACAAGAGGACUGAAAUGUUUAUGACUGCCAAUCGAACUGUUCGCACGGGAUUGACAGCGUCAGCGGUCAUAUCGUCCUGGCUCUGGUCAACCGCCAUGCUUGGUUCUACUUUGGUUGGCUAUAGCUACGGCGUAUCGGGCCCUUUUUGGUUCGCUGCUGGCUGCAGUCCGAUGAUCGUCUUCUUCGCUCUGCUGGGCAUCUCCUGCAAGAGGAAGAUUCCCGAAGCCCAUACAUCUCUGGAAGUCGUUCGAAUCCGAUAUGGACGAAUCGCCCACGUUGUCUUCAUGACACUCUGUCUGAUCAACAACAUCUUCGCGUGUGCCAAUAUGCUCUUAGGUGCCGCGGCAGUGAUUGCAGCACUGACUGGUGUGCAUAUUGUGGCGGCCACAUUCCUCUUGCCUGUGGGUGUGACCGUCUAUACCUUCGUCGGUGGCAUCAAGGCAACGUUCUUGACCGAUUAUUUCCACACGGCCGUCAUCCUCACAAUCGCAUGUUACUUUUCAGUCAAAGCCGUUACAGUCGGCGAGGUUAGCUCCAUCGGUCACCUGUACGAGCUGGUCAAGUCGGCUUCCGAGCGACAUCCAGUUUCUGGAAACCAUGCGGCCACUUACCUGACGAUGACCUCUAAAGGCGGCAUCCUCUUCGGCAUUCUGCACAUUUGCUCGAAUUUCGGCUUGGUCAUUGUAAGUGCUCGGCCCAAUGCGAUGCUCCCGCUAACUCGUCAGAUGGACACGAGUUUCUUCAUCAAGGCAUUCUCGGCGGCUCCUUCGGCAGUUGUGCCUGGGUAUACAAUUGGAGGCAUAGCCUAUUUUGCCAUUCCGUGGGCUCUAGGAACCAUCAUGAGUUCAGUCGCUCUGGGUCUAGAGAACAACCCCAUCUUCCCAACCUACCCACGGCGCAUGACAUCGACUGAGGUUAGCAAUGGACUGGUCCUACCGUAUGCAGCCAUGGCAAUUGCAGGGAAGGGAGGCGCCGCGGCCAUCCUUCUCAUCACGUUCAUGGCGGUUACAUCGACACUGUCGGCGCAGGUCAUUGCCGUCAGUUCAAUCCUUAGCUUCGACGUCUAUCGCGAGUAUUUCAACCGAAACGCUUCCGACCGCCAGAUUAUCCGUGCAAGCCAUUUUGGUGUCAUCUUCUUCGCAGCCUUCUCCGCCGGAUUCAGUACCAUGCUGCACUACGUGGGCAUAGACCUGGGAUGGACCCUGUAUAUGCUUGGUGUGGUUACCUGUCCUGGCAUCUUCCCCAUGGCCUUUACUAUUCUGUGGCGCCAGCAGAGCAAAGUAGCGGCCAUCCUUUCUCCUGUGCUCGGUCUGGCAACCGGUCUGGGGGUCUGGCUGGGAACGGCCAAGCACCUUUAUGGCGCCGUGACUGUGUCGACAACGGGCCAGAUUCUGCCCUGUGUUUACGGCACCGUUGCCUCUGCGUUUUCGCCCAUUGUUUACUCGACCAUCCUCACUCUCUGGCGACCCCAGAACUACGACUGGGCGGAGUUCAAGAAAGUGAAACUGGCUCUGGAGGAACUCGGAGGUGAUCUGACAACCGUACACAACCAGUCGUCCAAGAUGCUAGCACCCAACGCCCAAGAACUGAAAAGAUGGGGCCGCAUCGCCGCGUUCUGGUCCAUAGCCACUUUUUUGGGACAUUGGGUUCUAUGGCCACUCCCUAUGUACGGGGCGAAGUAUAUCUUUGGCAAAACCUUUUUCGUGGCCUGGGUAGUGGUUGCCGUCAUCUGGCUGUGGACAACCAUGUUAGUGGCGAUUGUGUAUCCGAUUGUUGAUGGAGGCGUCCAGCAGAUGGCCCAAGUCUAUCAAGGGUUGACGAAGGGGGAAGCAUCACCAAGCACGCCAGUUGAGAGCUCAACGCCUUCCCAUUCAUCAAUCCUUGAGAAGGAGCAGGUAAAAGCCUGA